This is a messenger RNA of Rosa chinensis, 1050 nucleotides long. RefSeq names its product (+)-cis,trans-nepetalactol synthase NEPS1. Bases 129 to 917 code for a protein of 262 amino acids. Gene Ontology annotation, molecular function: oxidoreductase activity. Lineage: Eukaryota; Viridiplantae; Streptophyta; Magnoliopsida; Rosales; Rosaceae. The record is from RefSeq and is a predicted model, not a curated record. The transcript has a single exon.
ACCACCGGCGGUGCAAGAUGCCACUGCUCGCCUAUAAAAGGCAACAGCUAGGCUUCCUUAAUUCACACAUUGCACAGAAUCUGGUCAUAUCAAACCUGCUGAGAUAUCCCUAUUAACUUCUCGGGAAAAUGGCAGAACUGACGCUCAAGAAGAAGCUUCAAGACAAGGUGGCAAUAGUCACCGGUGGCGCUAGCGGCAUAGGUGAAGCCACUGCGCGGCUCUUUUCUUUGCAUGGUGCGCGCGCAGUGGUGAUCGCCGACGUCCAGGACGAUAAGGGCCAGGACGUAGCGGCUUCCAUCGGCGCUCACUGCAGCUACAUCCACUGCGACGUGAGCAACGAGGACCAGGUCAAGAGCCUGGUCGAGUCAACCGUCCAGACGCACGGCUGCCUGGACAUCAUGUUCAGCAACGCCGGAAUAAUCAGCAAAUCCAAGCAGGAGGUUCUGGACCUUGACUUGUCCAACUACGACAAGCUGAUGGCGGUCAACGUACGCGGGACGGCGGCGUGUGUGAAGCACGCAGCCAAGGCCAUGGUGGAAGGCGGAGUGAGGGGGAGCGUGAUAUGCACGGCGAGCGUUGGAGCGACCAAUGGGACGGAGAUUUUCACCGACUACACCAUGUCAAAGCACGCCAUUUUGGGGCUGGUGAGAUGCGCUAGUAUGCAGCUCGUGCCGCACCGGAUACGAGUGAACUGCGUGUCGCCAGGGCCAACGAUGACGCCGAUCAUGAAUUCUUCUACUUUUCAGUUUGAGAGUCAGGAAGAGAUAGAUAAGCUGCAGUCGACACUAGGGUUGAAAGGAGGCAAGGACUUGAUGACGCCGGAGCAUGUGGCCAGCGCCGUCGUUUAUUUAGCUUCCGAGGACUCUCCGUUUGUGAGUGGCCAUAAUUUGGUCCUCGACGGUGGAUUCAAAACUUGAGAUAAAUUGCCGGAAGUAUUCAUCACUAAAUAACUACAUGCAUAUUCAUGCACGUUCAAAAAUAAAGCUUGUUUGGAUUGUUUGUUUUUCGUACGUUAUGAAAUUAAUUGAAAAAACAGCCAAAUUUUCUUCU